UGUGUUUGUUUGGAUGAGAAUAGUUUGUUAAAAUUCCCGAGGCAUUGGCGAGGAAAUUACGACCAUUUGUGUGUUCUAUUGUGCUCCAAGUACCUCUCCGCCAUGAGUGCCAGUGGUAUGCUGUACGGUGGCGAUGAAAUCGGGGCGUUGGUCUUCGAUCCAGGCCACCAUUCGUUGCGUGUAGGAUAUGCACAGGAGGACACACCGAAAGCGGACAUUCCCUCCGUGGUAGGGGUUGGGCCGGCCGAUCCGAUCAUAAAUUCUGAUCUGGAAACGAAAGCGGACAACAACAUUGGCAGCACCAACAAAUACUAUGUGGACACGACGCUCAUCAAUGUUGCCCGGCCGAACAUGGAAAUCCAAUCGUACAUGAAGGAUGGAAUGAUUGAAAACUGGGACCUGUUCGAAAAAGUUGUAGAUCAUGUCUACGCGAAGGUUGUUCAAUCGGAAUCAAUGUACCAUCCUGUGUUAUUCUCUGAGGCCGCAUGGAACGUGCGCAACAAUCGAGAACGACUGACGGAGUUGAUGUUCGAAAAGUACAACGUGCCGGCAUUCUUUCUGGUAAAAAACGCCGUUCUAGCUGCAUUUGCAAAUGGCCGUGCUACGGCACUGGUUGUAGAUAGUGGAGCAACUCAUACCUCAGCAGUACCGGUGCAUGAAGGCUAUGUCCUCAGUCAAGCCGUAGUAAAGUCCCCCCUCGGCGGCGAUUAUCUUUCCCUUCAGUGCCGUCACUUUCUCGAGGGGCAAAAUAUCGACCUUACGCCAACGUAUGCAAUCGCCGCAAAGGAUGUCAUAAAGGAACGCGAUACGCCCCGGUUCACGGCCAAGGUUCUGCCGGAAAAGUUGACGGCCUCGUGGCAGCAGUACAUGCAGAAGGGUCUGCUCCAGGACUUUCAAAUGUCGGCCGUGCAGGUACUGGAGACGCCGUACGACGAGCGCACGGCUGCUCAAAUUCCGGCCGUACAUUACGAGUUCCCGAACGGAUACCAUCAGGACUUUGGUCCCGAGCGGUUCAAGCUGGCCGAGAGCCUGUUCGAUCACAACAUGCUCGGUGCGGGCCAGUUGGCGUCGGCUAGCGUUGGCAUGUGUGAUGCUGAUGUGCGUCUUUCGCUCUACGGGUCGGUAGUCGUCACCGGUGGUAAUUCGUUGCUUCCCGGAUUUGCCGAACGGUUAAAUCGCGACCUACAGCAUCGGGCACCGUCUAACACGCGGCUGAAGAUGAUUUCUGCCAACGGUUCCGUCGAGCGGCGGUUCGGUGCGUGGAUCGGGGGCUCGAUCCUGGCAAGCAUCGGUACAUUCCAGCAGAUGUGGAUCUCGUCGCAGGAGUACGAGGAGUCGGGCAAGAGUCAAGUCGAACGAAAGUGUCCCUAAAUGCAGGGAAGGACUGUUUGGCGAUGCUUACGAAACGCCCCUUGUGAAAUCGAGUGCAUGUGCUUAGGAAGUUUUAAUUCUAAUAUGUUCUCUUUUUAAAACAAUCAACACGUGUGCACGCAUGUAUUUUCUUUGUAUGUGACAAACUUGGUAAAUAAUAACUUUACCUGUAUUAUGAGUAGGAAAUAACGUGA
Messenger RNA from Anopheles coustani, 1565 nucleotides. RefSeq names its product actin-like protein 6B (gene Bap55). The coding region runs from base 103 to 1371 and encodes 422 amino acids. Gene Ontology annotation, molecular function: chromatin binding. Lineage: Eukaryota; Metazoa; Arthropoda; Insecta; Diptera; Culicidae. The transcript is spliced from 4 exons. The record is from RefSeq and is a predicted model, not a curated record. Gene Ontology annotation, cellular component: NuA4 histone acetyltransferase complex; SWI/SNF complex. Gene Ontology annotation, biological process: nervous system development; regulation of transcription by RNA polymerase II.